AUGCAGCGCUGAUGUGUUUCUCUUUUAUCAGCAGAGGAUGUUUUCAGGCACUUAUCGCUGUGGGAACGAGCGCUUCGUGGGCAGCAUACCUGCUGCUGUGCCAACGAAUCAGGCGAAUGAUUUCUGCAAAGAGAGCGAGCAUCUUUAUGCAACAUCAAACUGCCAAAACGUUAACGCUAGCAAACUGAUAGCAGCAUCCUAUUUUUUUUUUUUUAAAAAAGAAAGCUUCUAAACCUAUUUGAAGCACCCGUUUCCCCCAGCGCCCCGUCCCCAUACCGACCACAAGCAGCGGGGUGCAGUCCCCUGUUCCCCUGGCACACGACACACGUGGCUCGGCUUCCGCUUUCAUUUGCGCAUGCGCACCCGCUGGGGAAAUGGAGGCGGGGAUUGCGUACGCAGAGGCCGCCCGGCCGCAGGGGCCGCUGGGAGCGCGGCGCCGAGUUGAGUUUUCCCGCCGCCGCUGAGGGGAGCGCAGCGCGUGCCAUGUCCCAGACCGACCCCGAGCUGCUCCUGCGGGAGCUGGGCGGCUGGGACUGGGAGCUCUGCCGCCGGGAGCUGCCCGUCGUCCUGCCCCGGCUCCUCUCUGUGUAUCAAGAGUCUGAAGACUGGACUGAGCACAUCCGUGUUUUGAGGAUCCUGACUGAAAUGUUUUUGCCUCAUAUCAGCCUUGCAGAUUUGGAACAAACAUUUUUCUCUAAAGUGUUACCUAAGACUCUACAGUUAUAUGAUAAAUUGAUGUAUGAACUAUCCAGUGAAGCCAAAGGAUUAACUGGCCAGAAUGCAGAGUUACGCAGUACUGUAAGGAAUCUUUUACAGACUAUAGUGCAACUCUUGGAAACUCUAACUGGUUGCGUACGGUAUGUCUGCACACUACAAGAGUGCGUGCCCUUGGGGAGUAUCCGCACCCUUCCGUCUUCUGUUCUUUACGUAAUAAAGAACACAUUUACACACUGCAAGGAUAGUGAAUCUGUAUACUGUGGGCAUCUGCAAUUGAUUUCUGACCUCCUGCAAGCUGUGUUCAAGGAAACUUACUCUCUUCAGAAACAGCUGAUGGAACUAUUUGAUCAGAUUUCUGUGGGGUCUGCAUCUGCUGAAGAUGACAUCACAGAUAUGGUGUCAGUAAUUCACACUGUGCUGGAGAUCUGCUCCGUCAUUUCCAAUAUGGACCACGCUCUUCAUGCCAAUACGUGGAAGUUCAUAAUCAAGCAAAGCCUGAAGCACCACUCUCUGCUGCAGUGCCAUCUGAAACACAGUGACAUCCUCAGUGGUCUGUGCAAAGAUACACUGCUUUCUUUUCACUCCAGUUUACAACUAGCUGAGGAAAUGAAGAUGUCUGAAAUUCAGGAUGGCACUGACCUCAGGCUAUUCCAGAAGACUGUCAAACUGUGCAGAUUCUUUGCCAAUUCCCUGGUAUACUACACCAAGGAAUUUCUUUCUUUCCUGUCUGAUUUAUGCUCGGAGUUGCAUCAGCUGUUUCUUCAGAUAUACAGCAAAUUUCCUCCCAGUCUUUAUGCUCCAGUGAUCUCAGAGGCACAUCGAGAUGAAAUAUCACGGGUUUUUCUUGUGGCUCUAGAUCCUCUCAUCAGUCAGCUUCUUCCCUUUAGCCCUUUUAUGGAGCAAGUGCUAAGGGACAGUUCAGGUCUUCCUGCUGAGCAGCAGCUGCCCCAGUGUCUCCUCCUGAUUAGCAUCAUGGACAAGCUGUCUUCUCAGCCUGAAGAAGUGCAGACUCUCUGGAACACAGGAAAACGCCUGUGUUUUCUCUCAGCUCUUUUCCAGAGUUUCCAGCAAUGUUCUGCCGAGCUUUCUCUCCCUGUUUGUUUGCCAGAGGUGAUCAGUACAGGACAGCCAGCAGUUCCCAUCACCCUGUACCACUAUGUCUGCGUCCACCUGUGCUCCUUCAUUGCUUCCACUCUCCCAUCACAGUUUCCUCAUCUGGAGUAUGCUUUGCUGGAUGCUGUGCUGGGUUCUAGUAUGAUCACAUCUCUGCUGGCAAUGGACUCAUGGUGCUUCCUUGCCCGGUAUGGAACAGCUGAACUGUGUGCUCACCACUGUAUUGUGAUUGCUCACUUGAUAAAGUCAUGGCCCAGUGAGUGUUAUCAGGUCUCUGUCUUGGGUGUUCUGCUGAAGCGCAUGCUGUUCUUGAUGGCUCCAGAUCAUCAGGUGGAAUUUGCUCACAAAUUUCUUCCAGAAGAAGUGGAGAACUUGGCUGUGUGGCAGCAUGUGUCCCUCAGAGCCCUGAAUCCUGACCUGGGGAAGCGAGUGGCACGUGAGCUCUGCGUGGCAGGGCUGGCGCAGUGCAGGCGGUGGCUGAACAGCAGGCGUGCUUGUGGAGAGCUCCAAGCUGUGAAUGUUGCCCUUUCUGUCUUGCUGGUUGCCUGCAAUUUUUCUGGUGAUGCUUUGGAGGCAGAACUUCAGGCAUCUAUUUUGGGAGUGCUUGGUCAGUUCUGGACUUCUCUUCAGGCUAAGCAGGUCUCAGAUGAACCAUGUCUCCAGCAAACACUGUGUUUAUUACUUCAUCUUUUGGAAUUUUUCAUCCAGGCAUUAGAUGCUCAACUGAUUAGCCAGGUAUUUUCACUGCAGUCUUCCCUUCUCCGCUUGGAUCCCCCCGACCAUGUUCGUCUAGCAAUGCUGGAUUUUCUCUCUUCUGUGGGGAAGGUGUUUAUACCACAAGAAGUACAGAGGCAAGUUGUACCCCAGUUGUCGUGUUUGUUUGCAUCUCUGCUAGCUGACCGUGCCUGGUUGAUUCAUCAGCGCGCGUUGGAGGCGUUCAGACGUUUUGCAGAGGAAACUGUCCAUGAAGAUGUUGUUCCUCAGUGCCUUGAUUCUGAAGAAAUUAAGAAUAAAGUUGUUAAUUUUAUGGCUAAGGUAAGGCAAGGUGAAGAGACAACAGAAGCACGUAUAGAACGCCUGAAACAAGAAAGGAUUACCUGUGGUGUGCAUUUCAUGAAAAUGGCUAGAGAACUGGAGUCAACAGGAGAGCCUCUGGCAAAACGAGCGUGUCACCCGCCGUCUGAGGAGCAGUACAAGUCAGCAGUAGGCACAAUGGAGGGGGCAGUGGAGGCUGUGAAGCUGCUGCUGCAGAAAGGGUCACCCCCUGCAUGGGUUGCGGCGAAACUGGAGGCUCUCCAUACAGCCAUAGCCAUCCUCAGAGACAGCGUACGGUAAGGUGCUAACGGGGUUUUAGAGAUGCUGAAACAUUUCAGUUCUCUGUUGUGAGGGAACUGAUGCCUCUGUUUGUACCGUGGCUGCUGGAGAAGAAAAAACUGUGACACGAGGUGAUGCUCUGCUCUACUGCUAAGUCUUGGUUAAUGUCCCCAAAUGAACUGAGGCCCAUCUUUCAUAGUAACUGUCGGGAUGAGCGGUAUAUUCUAAUGGACACUGCUGUGCGUCUGAGCUGUCCUUCUGUACACUGCCACUGUACAGCUUACUCAUUUUAAGCUCCUGUGUGAUGACAAACGUUUAAUGAAAUUGUAUUUUGAAUAUUGAUACGUUUGAAUCUGUUGUGAAAGUAACAGUUACAGUUGUUCCUGCCACACAUGGGGUGAGCAGUAGCUGGCGUUUUACAUUCAUUUUGAAAUACACUUUAAAAUAACAA
Messenger RNA from Numida meleagris (helmeted guineafowl), 3595 nucleotides. It is a transcript of the gene FIRRM, whose product is annotated as chromosome 7 C1orf112 homolog. The record is from RefSeq and is a predicted model, not a curated record. The coding region runs from base 484 to 3165 and encodes 893 amino acids. Lineage: Eukaryota; Metazoa; Chordata; Aves; Galliformes; Numididae. The transcript is spliced from 24 exons.